AUGAGUGAAGCAUGGGUGACAUUAGCAACAUCAGACGCAUAUGCUGUUGGAGCGCUUGUUUUAGCUCAUUCAUUGAAAAUUCAACAAACAACGAAAAAAUUACACUGUAUGAUUACAACUGGCGUAUCACAACAACUUCGAGAUGAGCUUGCUGCAACAUUUGAUGCUAUCAGUAUGGUAGACAUUUUGGACAGUAAUGAUACAGCUAAUUUACGCUUAAUUGGCAGACCUGAUUUGGGUGUAACUUUUACCAAAAUACAUUGUUGGAGGCUAACACAAUAUAGCAAAUGUGUCUUUCUCGAUGCUGAUUGCCUUGUAAUGCAAAAUGCUGAUGAAUUAUUCGAUCAUGAUGAACUUUCUGCAGUAGCAGAUAUUGGUUGGCCAGAUUGCUUCAAUUCGGGUGUUUUUGUUUAUCAACCAUCUGAACAAACAUAUCUGAACAUUUUGAACUUUGCCCUGGAACAUGGUUCAUUUGAUGGUGGUGAUCAAGGUUUGCUAAAUGAUUUCUUCAAAGGUUGGCGAGAUAAACCACCAGCUUUUCGGUUGCCUUUCAUUUACAAUAUGACCUCUGGAGUGAAAAUAGUUCACUUUUUGGGUCCGGUGAAACCAUGGCAACAAACAGCAGAGAGUGUUCAUUUCUCGGAAUAUCUUGCUUACUGGUGGUCAUUGUUUAAAAAUCAACUAACUUCAAAUAUCACCACCAUAUUACAUGUGAGUUCGUCACAUUCUUCAUCAACAACUGAACCUAUCACAGAAAUAAUUCGCAUCACCACUCUACAAUCAUCAACUAUCAUUCCUACCACAACAACCACCAUUGCACCAUCAUCAUCAUCACCACCACCACCAUCAUCAUCACGAACAACCGCUACAUCUGUCACCGUUAUUCCCUUCAAUUCUGAAGAGGAUAUUAGUAGAGAUGGCCGAAGGAGGAGUGUAUUAUUAUCAUCUAGCAAUUUAUCACCUGUUCCCUUAUGCAUGCGAGUUUUCCAUUGUAUACCGCCAACUUCUGGGGCAUGGAAACCAUUACGUCAUCCACCCACUCAUAUCGCCAAUCAGAUGGCAGCUUUUUCACUUAUACCGGAUGUAUCAUUUAAUCAAUCAUCACCACCAACCGAUGAAGAACGAAUGCGAGCUUGGGAAGUUGGACAUCCCGAUUAUCUUGGAGCUGAUUCCUACGAGAACAUUCAAAAAGCGAUCGAUCAUUCACUGCAAUGA
Messenger RNA from Acanthocheilonema viteae, 1215 nucleotides. Lineage: Eukaryota; Metazoa; Nematoda; Chromadorea; Rhabditida; Onchocercidae. The record is from the annotation of a GenBank genome assembly.